AUGGUUAGUCUUCCGUUCCCAGCAGCUGAAGAAUUGCUGGCACAUGCAGAGGACCCGGACCAUCGCUCGAUCAGGUUCCUUGUUUCAGGCAGUGCUACUUGCACCAAUCCAAUUUUCAAGGAGGUCAAGGGCUUUCAAGCGCGGCGUAUGCUACAUGGUACUUUCGAGCCAAAGACCUCGCUGUAUGGACAAUUUGAUGCACGACCUUACGGGGAAACUCAGUAUCCGGACACCUUUUCAGCAACGAAUAAUAUGGAUGACAGCUAUCUGUUCAUUCCACUACGAAUUGUACGAAAACCAAUCCCAGAACCCAACAACCGUGACUAUCGCAAGGGUUUAGUGGUGGUAAAGAUGCUUGACAUCUUCGCACAGAACCCAAUACAGCAUGGUCUUCGUUCCACAUCUCUUGAAACGACUUCCGGCUGUAAAUUCCGCGUGAGGAAGAAGGUGGUCCCCUGUAACCUGGAGCAGAACCCACCUCUCAAACUAUGGCUACCACUACAGAGAGAUGUAUGGAGCAAUCCUUCAUGA
Messenger RNA from Fusarium poae, 531 nucleotides. RefSeq lists its product as uncharacterized. The coding region runs from base 1 to 531 and encodes 176 amino acids. NCBI's taxonomy places the organism in Eukaryota, Fungi, Ascomycota, Sordariomycetes, Hypocreales, Nectriaceae. The record is from RefSeq and is a predicted model, not a curated record. The transcript has 2 exons.